Amoebophrya sp. A120 is the source of this 2728-nucleotide messenger RNA. The record is from the annotation of a GenBank genome assembly. NCBI's taxonomy places the organism in Eukaryota, Dinophyceae, Syndiniales, Amoebophryaceae.
CUACAGUCCGCAAAGGCGAAGCUCGCGGCGCAGCAGGAGGUGUGCAUCCUGAAGGCGCUGCAGCACCCUAACGUGAUCGGGUACAAGGACAGCUUCGUCGUGCAGGACGACGCCACCAUGCUGGCCGGAGGGCAGCUCGUCAUUAUCAUGGAAUACGCGACUGACGGGGACCUACGGGAGAAACGUCUGGCCGCCAAGCAGGAGGGUGUAUAAAUUUACGGGAACUUCGAUUCGAUAUUGACGAUGCGUAUCUAUCAAGUAAUCUACUUUUUUUGACAGUCGAUUUAUAAGUUUCGUGGUACUAGUACUACACUGAGGACAGCGACAGCAGUCGAUGAAGGAUGAUUCUUUUGGGCUGCAGCUGCAACGCGGUUGUACUGUGCACCUUGCUUGUCACCCCCGUGGUCCCCGUACUCCUGGGAUGAAUGUAAAAGUAGAAGUGGUUGAAAAAAUAUUAGAGCGGCGGAUAUCGAGCGGCGUGUUGGCGGCGUGGUUUCGGCAGACACUGUUGGCCUUACAGUAUAUCCAUGGCUGUCGCAUGGUGCACCGGGACCUGAAGAGUGCGAACGUUUUCAUCUCCGGCAACCGCAUUUUAGUGGGUGAUUUCGGCAUAAGCAAGGUGUUGGAGUCCACCCUGUUUGCGACGACCUGCGUGGGGACGCCGGCUUACAUGGCACCGGAGAUUAUUCGUAACGAAAAAUACACCGCGGGAGUGGAUAUCUGGGCAUUCGGCGUAAUUGCCUACGAAAUGCUCCUGCUGGAACUGCCUUUCAACGCCGAUUCGCUGCUAGGUGAUCACGAGAAUAAUAAAUUUGACGCAACUUGCGACUUGUCAUUUUUGAUGAUGAUGCUCAUGAUAUUCGAUAUUAUACAACAAGCCAGUUCUACUUGGUGUAUUCCUUGCAGGUUUGGUAUAUCAAAUCGCGAACAUGGCAUUGAAACUGCCCCCAGCCGGACGGACCAGUGGGCUUGCUCAAGGUGACAGCGUUCGCACAGCACCGAUUCACCAGAGCUGGCAUGAGAUGAUCACUGCGUGCCUGAACCGAGACGCGCAGCAGCGCCCGUCCGCGUCCCAGCUACUGGAAAGUGUGGAGCUCCUUCAGGAGCGAAACUGCAGUACUUAAUGUAUGCAUCGAUCUCCUGUGACUUUGAUACAACUUGAGAAUGAAAUCACAUCAUCAGAAGGGAUAUACAUCUUGUUCGGGAUGAAGGGUUGUAAUGUAUGUAUCGGGACGAACUACUCUUCUGGACGAAAUGAAAAGAGCCAAUCCUAGAAGAAAAAGAAAACUUUCAUCGCGCAGGUGGAAACGUGAAUCCCGAGGUGCUUGCAGAUCCCGUUAGUCCGGUGAACUCUCCCUCAAUGCGGGAGUUCCGUUCGCCCAUUGCAGAAACUCGCAAUCUGCUGGCGGCUUCUGCAUCCAAGGGAUCUUCAAGCGCUGUGGCCGCGCAACAAGGUGGUGCUAGUACUUCCCCGGCGUCGCCCUCGCAGAACAAGCGACCGCACCUGACAUCCGACCAGGCCUACCUGGCGUCUCCGCAGCACAGCGAGGGGUCCUCCUCCCGUUCGCCGAAGUCUCCCAAGCGUGCCGCGGAGCCGCCCGCCCUUCCCGCGUUCCCGAGCUCGUUUGGCGGGGCCGGGCCCGGGUUUCCGGCGCUGAACGUGAACAAUUUCAUGGCGGAGAACCUACGCCCUACCGCCAGCAAGGACUACAACAUUAACGUCGGAGAUAAAAACUCUGCGCCGGGUGGCGAGCGGGUCAGCAUGGUGGAGCAGCGACCUUCUGCAGGAGUGAUGUCGUCCUCUUCGUCGCGUGCGAACACCAAUAUCAAAGGCAGUGUUGUUCUCAGUAUCGACCCGACGACAACGGCAGACCAUGUGGUGGCUGCCGCCGGGCCACUAUUCCCCGACGUGGCGAGGCCGAAGACGGAAAGUCGUUCCCCGGGAGGAAAGGCAACAAGCCGGGCGGAACCAGAGCCGGAUGAGGAUCUGCGUGAGCGUAUCCUGAGUAAAAACGUACCCACACCAGAGCUGUAAUGCAGAUUUGCAAAGACAGGAAGACUUGUAAUGCGCAUCCCCAUGAGAGCCAUUUCCAAUCGUGUUUUGGAAUUUGUGAUGCUGUGAACAGGGUGAGCAGAUGAAUCUGUGACGCGGCUGCACUUGCUAACCUGCACUGCACUGCAUAGCGCAACUUGUCAUGCGUGACUCACAAAGCUCCUAGGUUUGUGUUGCAAAAUCCUCAUCCUGACUUUGGUGUGGGUACGUUUUUACUCAGGAUAGGGCGGUCCGGGAGAUACCGCAUCCGCGAAGACCAAGACGAGGCUUUUCGGCAGCGACUCUUGCGCCUCCGCGAGGAGCGUGGAAAGAUUGGUAUUGAGUUACUUACAGACGUAUUUAUAACCCAGAGCAAGUAGACACGAAAGAAGAGCAUCAGCAAUGGCAUUUUUGUCUCUUUUCACUUUUACACUCCGACGAGCACCUGCACCAUGCAUUGACGAUAAAAGACGGGCAUGAUUUUCGUUUUUUUUUUGUCCAAGCGAUCAGACAGCAGAUAGCAUGAACUAUUUUCCAUAUGCAGAUGCAAGCUUGCUGAAGGAGGUUUUGGACGAGUCGGUGCGCGACAUUUCGCAGUUGCACGCCCCGAGCGCGCGGAGCGAAGCGGAGCUUAGGGAAUCCGCGGAGGUGCAAGCAAAAAUCGGCAUCGCUUUGUGGAAGCGGGGAAUCCGGUAG